GCUCUUACAAGGGGAAGGGUUCUCUAUUCUCAUCUCACACCCUUGUUUAUGUUACUUCUUCAGGCUUGGCAAAUCAGCCAGCACUUGAUUUUCUGAAGUGUCAGUUAAAUAUAUGACUUUCAACCACAGAGCAAGGGCGGAGGUUUUAUAUACUCUAAAGUAUUUCAGUGGCAGGUCCAAACUAUUUUGUGGGGCUUGACUGUCAUUUUAUCUUUUACUUCAACUAACAGCAAAGCCUUCUUAUUUGAAUAGAACAGUUAUUCAAAGCCUCUUUUAGAUACCAGGUGUUUACAAAGAAUCUGCUGAAGUCCAAGGAGCUAUUUAUGAGAAAAAUAUACAUAAAGAAUUGUGCUGGAAUUCCCCGGCAGUCCAGUGGUUAGGACUCUGGGCUUGCAUUGCAGCGGGCACAGGUUCGAUCCCUGGUCAAGGAAUUAAGAUCCCACAUGCCACGUGGCACAGCCAAAAAAAAAAAAAAAUUCUAUGCCAUUUAACUGACAUUAGAAUUUAAAUAAACCCACACUGAUUAAUUUUAAUAAAUUUUCCAAAAAAAAAAGAAAGGAAUUUUGCAUAUAAUCUCAGACUCUUCAUGGCCCUGAUUCAGAAUUUCUAGUAGAGUGGUUUACCCUUCAAAGUGCUAUACACAGUUCCAUUAGUUGAAGCCCUAGUAGGUUUUUAAAUUUUAUAUGACAAAUUUCUUUUCACUGGUAUUAUUAUAGUGAGAUAUACUUCUCUGUCUUCUUUAUGGAUAUUUAGCCUUUAAAAUAUUUUUCUGUUCCUAAAACAACAUCCCAGGAGUGAAGCUACUGGUUUGUAUACACUUUUUUUUUUUCCUAUUUAGUGUCUUAAUGUUUAUUAAUCACUUGCUAUCUUUGGGAUAACUGAAGAUUUAAGUACCUGUUCAAUAGUUGAAACUAUUGUCAGAUCUAUCACGUAAUUCUCAUUCAUUCAAUACUUACAGUAACUUUAUGAUGUGAGUACUAGUAUUCUCAUCUUACAAAUGAGGAGACUGGAGGCUGACAGGUUAAGCAACCUAAAGUAGUGCUAAUAGCUAAUAGGUCAUGAUUGGAACCCAGGUUUGCCUCCUUCCACUGUCCAUGGUCUUUUCAGAAACUCGUUUAAAAAACACAGAUAUCUGCCUUGAUCAUUGGAAAGUUUACCUUUAAUACUGAAAAGCCAAACAAAGCAAAAAUAUACACACACAAACAUAACCUUAAAGGAAAUUCAGAUGAAAGAGAACAUAUACCUAACAUCCAGCUACUCCAGCAAAUCAAGCUAGGCCUUCAUCACAUCUCUUCACAGCUCAGUAUUAAAUCAAUACCCUGGCAGGAUGAGGGGAGAAAAACUGCUGUGAAAGGAGGAACAGAAAAGUGUCAGGAGGUAGCUAACAGCAGGAUAAGCAUAUCUUUUAGAGUGCGGGACUCAAACCUGACUGGUUCUUGGCUUUGGCUCAGAAGUCUCUUAAAUAUCUGUUCGUUGUAGAUUAAUCAGGCAGUAAAACCCCACUGGAAAAGAUAGUGGGUCCUAUGUGACUUUUAAAAUUUGACCAUAGAGAGACCCAUAACCUGUAACAUUCAUCCGUACCACCAUGUUUGUGUUGAACACUAGGGGUUGUGGGAAAGAGCUUAAGAAUGCUUGGAAUGAAUGAAUCUGAACUCCUAGCAAAGGGACUGAAUAAUAAUACUGGAGAAAAAAACUGAAGAAAAGAAGAAAGGAAAUGGAGACCCUAUGGAGCCUUUAGCAGCAACUCCUGAAAGAGAAAAAGGGGGAAGAGGGAAGCUAAAUUAUUUUGGAGGCCAAGUUGUGUGUUAAGGGACCUGAACUAGUCUUACUGCAAGAAGAAGGUAGACUUCAGUGAAUUCUUUGAAGUACUCGCACUUUUUGCCUUCUGUUAAGAGUCACAGAGAAGUUUACUGGUAUAACAAAUUAUGUAUUGCUGUGCAUUCUUUUUAAGCUGCAUUUAUAUAAUUAUUACUAGUAAUUGGACCUCGGGUUGGAAAAUCACCGUUUAGUAACUUAAGGAUUCACAAGUGUAGAAAUCCCAUUCUUCAAAUGAUCAGGGAAAAUCAUUAGGUUUGAGAUUUUUAUUUUGUAGCCACAUCUAAACUUUGCACUCUAGAGGCAGAUUUUAAAAGGCAGAGUAUAAUGCAAGUAUGACUUUCUAAGGAUGACCUAAGUUACAUGUUACCAAGGUUCUUAUGAGCAGGGAUCUAGCAGAGAAUAAAUUCAGCACUGAAAAUCACAACUUAGUAAUAUGAUGCUGGUCUUGAUGUGUGCUGUUGCUCUGAGCAAGUUGUGUGGGCUGUUAUCUCCUGUGACAUCCCUAUAAGUGAUACAUCAGUAAUACUUUAUAAGUAGGUUGGGAAAAUUAAUUUAUUUUUCCAAGGCAUUUAAAAAUUGUUUGAAGAAAGGCUCUGUAUGGAGCAAAUUGGUGUCAGUCUGUUUUCCAUCCUCUGAGCCAGGAGAAAAUAGGCACCUUAGGGUGGGAAGGUUGGCUUAUCUUUCGGAGUUCUUUUAUAAAUCACUUUUAUUGAAUUUGAAAUGGAUAUCAGAAGCUCCCAAGAAUAUGGUUAACUAUAAAAGCAAACUGUUUUGGACUUGGAACUAGGUGUUUUCAUCAAAGAUUUAAGACGGGUAAGUAUUAGUUUGUAAUUGGCCAGACUUGGGGGUAAAAUAUGGCCCUUUGAUGAUCCUGGUCCCCAGCUUUGUUUUUCUCUUGCUUUUUCUUCAUUUCAGAGAAGAGAUAAGGCUGACUUUCUGAAAAGCAGUCAACUUUACUUUUUUUUAAAAAUUAAUUAAUUUAUUUAUUUUUGGCUGCGUUGGGUCUUUGUUGCUGCGCGCGGGCUUUCUCUAGUUGUGGUGAGCGGAGGCUACUCUUUGUUGCGGUGCACAGGCUUCUUGUUGCGGUGGCUUCUCUUGUGGAGCACAGGCUCUAGGCACGUGGGCUCAGUAGUUGUGGCUCGCGGGCUCUAGAGCACAGGCUCAGUAGUUGUGGCGCAUGGCCUUAGUUGCUCCGCGGCAUGUGGCAUUUUCCCGGACUAGGGCUCGAACCCGUGUCCCCUGCAUUGGCAGGCAGAUUCUUAACCACUGCACCACCAGGGAAGUCCCAACUUAUUGUCAGUGUGUAAGAUCUAUUUCUUCCAUUAAUCUGUGAAAUCUUUUGCUCCAAAUAAGUUGGCAAUAGGUACUGGAACAAAGGUUUUCAUCUACGCUUACACUUUCAAGUGUGCAUACUCAAAUGCCUCCAUGUGAAAAUAGCUUUGCUUGGAAGAUUUAUAACCAAAUUCUUGCUUUAGGGAAGCUAACAGUCUAAUAGGGCAGGGUAAUGUAUAUGCACAAGUAACAGUACUGCAUGCUGUUUUUGAAAAAUGCAUGUUUCUUUCUGAAUUUUACCCCUACUUAAAAAGAAUAAUGGUGAACGAAGAGUAAUGUAACUAUUUUGAAGUAACUUAACAUGAGGCUUGUCUGUUCAUGUAUUUGCAAGAAACUUUAUGCUAAUGUCAAAGAAAAAUGAACCAGUGUAGGGCUUCCCUGGUGGCGCAGUGGUUGUGAGUCCGCCUGCCGAUGCAGAGGACACGGGUUCGUGACCCGGUCCGGGAAGAUUCAACAUGCCACGGAGCGGCUGGGCCCGUGAGCCAUGGCCGCUGAGCCUGCGCGUCCGGAGCCUGUGCUCCCCAACGGGAGAGGCCACAACAGUGAGAGGCCCGCGUACCGCAAAAAAAAUGAAUAAAUAAAAAUAAAGAACCAGUGUAGAUGCAUAGGAAGGAAGGUAGGGCCAAUAUACUUCCUGGUGCCUUGAAACCAGAGCUUCAGAUGCAAUGUGGUGGUCUCUCUCCCUUUCUUUCCCUCUCUCCUUCCCCUCUUGUGACUGAUGAGCUAAGCCCUUUCUCCAACUGUAUGUGAUUUCCUAGUGAACUGGGGGGUGUAUUUUUCCAACAUACAUUAGUCACCCGACUUACAGCAUUCACAUUCAUAUCCUUAUAACAGAUUGUGUCUAAAAUCUUCACAGAUUUCUCACCUUUUAGGGUUCAGAUUUACUACCCACUCGGAGUCUGUGACCCUUACUUUUGGCAAGCCUCCGAACAGCUCUUUGAUGGAGACCCUGUCCACUUUAUUCUUGUACCCUUGGGUGGCGCAGCACCAGAGAUCGCUUUGCGUAACGCUGGGGGACGGGGGGCGGGGGUGGGAGUGGGGUAGGGUAGUGCACCUUCGCUCAUGCGCCAGUCCGGACCCUGGUUUACCCGGUGACCCCGCCCCCCACUGGGGUAGGUUAGAGAGGAUUUGGCUUUUGAAGGUUUUGAGGGCCCGCCUAGGUAAUUAACACAAUUUACAUUAGUAUAAUGAAGACGGAGUUCCAAGCAACUACCUUGCAAAUGGACCCUGAGAGUUCAGCCUAUCUGUAAUGGAGAUACCGCAGGCCACGAUCUUUGGCUUUGUGAGCAGUUUAUAAUUUAGCCAGAUUUAGUUUCCCCCCCUAAAAAGUCUUUUAAUCACAGAGCGAAAAAGCGCUGCCGCAACAUGUGACAGCAAAUGUUUUAAAGCACGGGACGUUUGGUCCCCCAUAAUUUUGUCAUAAGAUUGUCCAAGCGUUUCUUUGAAAGCUAGAGGACACUGCCAGUAAACGCCAAAAUAGAAGCUGUCGCUUGAACCGAGCGGUGUUACUCUAGGGUGGGGGUGGGACCCAUUCUCGCGCGCCUUCUGCGCCGGCCGGGGGCUUGUUUGCGAACACUGAGGGGUCUGGGCUCCGCGGGGCGGGACCGCUGGGAGGCGGGGCGAGCCGGGCGCGGGGCCGGCGGGACUCCGCUAGUGCGCAUGGUCAGGCGUCCUUCUCCGCUCCGGCUGACCCCUUGUUUCCGCCGUUGGCCGAAACACUGCGAAGGCCGUUACCUGAGCGCUACCGGUCGCCGACAUGGCUGAGGAAAAAGAUUGCCUGAGGGGAGACGUAGAGAAGGGCGAGGAGCCGGUGGUGACCAUUACCGAUGGUGCGUACUCUGGGAAGCAGGCGGCAGAGGAGCCGAUGAAGGUGGAAGCGGAGGCGGGGGCUGAUGCCUGCUCUGACGACCUCAGCUGUGGGGAGGCCGACAUCGACCCAAGCCUGCUGGAGCUGGUUGAUGAGGAGAAAUGCCGGAGUAUCCGCAAGCAGUACCGGCAGCUCAUCUAUAACGUCCAGCAGAACCGUGAUGACAUAGUGAACACGACGAGCGAGUCCUUAACCGAGGCUCUCGAAGAAGCCAAUGUCCUGUUUGAUGCAGUGAGUCGAACGAGAGAAGCGGCCCUCGACGCUCAGUUUCUUGUUUUGGCUUCUGAUUUGGGUAAAGAAAAAGCAAAGCAGCUAAACUCUGACAUGAGCCUUUUUAAUCAGGUGGCAUUUUGUGAUUUUCUGCUUAUAUUUGUGGGUCUAAACUGGAUGGAAGAUGAUGGACGUGAUGCGCUGAGUGGCUGUGAUGAUAAUAUAGUUCGCUCUUUUUGGGAGACAGUACAAAAGGAAGCAACGUCGUGGAUGCUGCAAGCUGAAACAUUCCACUUUAUAUUCGGUUCAUUCAAAUCAGAGCCUUCCGCGCGGAAGCCCCGACUUGAGCACCGGAAAAGAGUUCACAGAAUGGAAGAAAACGGGGAUAUGCCUACAAAGCUGAGGAAGCUGGACCUGAGUAGUAAUCAAGAAGCAACAGAAAAAGAAGUAGAAAGAAUCUUGGGAUUGUUGCAAACGUACUUUCAGAAGUAUCCUGAUACUCCCGUGUCCUAUUUUGAGUUUGUGAUUGACCCAAACUCUUUCUCUCGUACUGUGGAGAAUAUAUUUUAUGUUUCUUUCAUUAUAAGGGAUGGUUUUGCAAGAAUAAGGCUUGACCAUGACAGGCUGCCAAUAUUGGAGCCCAUUAAUAUUAACCAUGUGGGUGAGGGGAAUGAUUCCAGUUCCCAUUGCAGGAAACAAGGAGUUAUAUCUUUGAGUUUACAGGACUGGAAAAAUAUUGUGGCAACUUUUGAAAUUUCAGAGGCCAUGAUCACAAACUCGUACUAAAGAUUUUUGUUCUUAGUGUAGGAGACAUUUUGUGGCUUUUCUUAAGCAUCUCAAAAUGGAGAGUAAAAUCCAAACAGAAACACAUAUUGUAUCUCUUGUAAAGUGAAAAAGUAUUUUCAAGAACAUCAGAAAUUGUU
Orcinus orca (killer whale) is the source of this 6150-nucleotide messenger RNA. RefSeq names its product EP300 interacting inhibitor of differentiation 3 (gene EID3). The record is from RefSeq and is a predicted model, not a curated record. Gene Ontology annotation, biological process: DNA repair. The transcript has a single exon. Lineage: Eukaryota; Metazoa; Chordata; Mammalia; Artiodactyla; Delphinidae. Bases 4907 to 6013 code for a protein of 368 amino acids. Gene Ontology annotation, cellular component: Smc5-Smc6 complex; nucleus.